AUGUUCUUGGAAGAAAACAUAGCUCUUCGUCUUAUCAAACAGCAUUCAGAUGUCGAAGAAGUAGAGAGCAGUCCAGCGUCUCCCGAAGAUGCUUACGGCACUGGUAGUACUGGGAGAACAUACUUCGACGAAGGUGGUUAUGUGUCCGGAGGCUCCAAAGAUUCAGAUCCGUACGUCAGAAACAGAUUCAACCAGGCAGCUUCGGACAAUUUGCCAAGUAAUAGGGCAAUCCCUGAUACCAGAAACGCAAUCGUCCUGAACAGGAGUCCAGAGCAUCUCAUCAAAGAAAUUAUUCUAGUCGAUGACUUCAGCGACAAUCCGGAGGACGGAGCAGCUCUACGUUCUAUACGGAAGGUGCGCGUGAUUCGGAACUCAAAGCGGGAAGGUCUGAUGAGGUCGAGGGUGCGUGGCGCUGACGCGGCCACCGCACCAGUACUGACCUUCCUCGAUUCACACGUGGAGUGUAACGUACACUGGCUGGAGCCAUUACUGCAGAGGAUCAAAGAGGCGAGUAUUUAA
Messenger RNA from Diatraea saccharalis (sugarcane borer), 519 nucleotides. NCBI's taxonomy places the organism in Eukaryota, Metazoa, Arthropoda, Insecta, Lepidoptera, Crambidae. The record is from the annotation of a GenBank genome assembly.